Messenger RNA from Xenopus tropicalis (tropical clawed frog), 1196 nucleotides. RefSeq lists its product as uncharacterized. Bases 91 to 930 code for a protein of 279 amino acids. The transcript has 8 exons. Gene Ontology annotation, molecular function: DNA binding. NCBI's taxonomy places the organism in Eukaryota, Metazoa, Chordata, Amphibia, Anura, Pipidae. The record is from RefSeq and is a predicted model, not a curated record. Gene Ontology annotation, biological process: regulation of DNA-templated transcription. Gene Ontology annotation, cellular component: nucleus; chromatin.
CAUCAAGUUAUGGUCUGUCUUUAACAAGUUGAUGCUAGAGCCGUAUGGAGACGAUGUUCAUGAUAGUUCGUAGCGAAAUUAAUUCAUCUAAUGAUGAGUACUCAAAAAUCAGAAAGCAGCAGAAAGAGGAAGAGUACAAGACCACAAAAAUCAGAUGAAGUCAAAAGAAGGCUUCCCUUAAAUGAAAUUGAGUUUAAGGAAUCCUUUCAUAAGGAGGAAUCACAGUCUGGUGAACACAUCACAGCAAAAAGAAAGAGAGGAAGGCCUAAGGGGAACAAAAACAAACACCCAUCUUGGUCUGUUUUGCAGAUCUCUUCAGCCAGUGAAGGCAAAUGUCAGAGUAACAUUCCUACUUCAUCAGAAUGUCCAAAAGUAAUGGAUAAUGAUGGGGACAGGCCCCCAGAAAAUGAAUAUCCUAAAAUAGAAGAACCUCAACAAAAAGGAAGAGAGAGGCCCAAAGGGAGCACAACAAAGACACUGUGCAGUUCUCCUGCCAAGGAGGUAUCACAGUCGGGUGAACAGAACAGAGCAAAAGGAAAAAGAGGAAGGCCUAAAGGAAGCAAAAACAAAUACCCAUCUUGGUUUGCUCUGCAGCAACGAACACCGGGAGCUCCAAAAAUGGGACGAGGGAGACCCAGAAAACCAGUUGACACAAAUGGCACUGUGGUUCCCAAAAGACCACGGGGGAGGCCUAAAGGAAGUUUGAACAAAAUCCCUUCUGCAAAAAAGCUUGCUGUCAGCAUGGGAAACUCUUGUGCACAGAAGAGAGGGCGUCCAAGGAAGCAUGUAUUACACCUUCCAACUUUAACCCCGAAAAGACCCAGAGGAAGGCCAAAGAUUGUUAGGAUAUCAUCAGGUGGUCCCAAUGAUGUGGUGAAAGGAUUAAGUGUGGAAAAGAAUGAGAAAACCAGUGGCAUUGGUAGACCUUGAAUAAAUGAAGCCUCUUCAUACUCCUUAUGGGUUCAGGAAUGAAAAUAAAAUUGACUAGAAGCAGAAUGCAAUAGUGAAAAGGUUGUCAGGAUUUUUUUAUAGUGAACAGGUUGUGUAAAAUUGUACAUCUUUCUCAAUGUUACUGUUUUCAAUGUGUGCAACUAUAUAUGAGUAACCUCACAGAAACAGUAGUUGAUUUCAUAAUGCUGCUGUUUUCUUUUAACAUAUUUAUAAAUUGUGUGGUAAUAAAAAUUUGUUUUUUUGUA